UAACUGCAUCAGGAAGUUUCUUAAUCCUUGAGUGCUCACAACACACGUGGCGCAUUCUAGAAGUCAAACCCCAACCGCACAGACAAGGAAACCCGAAUUGCAAUCCUAUCUCCAUCACCAACCCAUUCUCUCUGCUUCGAUUCAAGCAAAAAUCGAACGAAAGUCUCAAUCUUUCUUUCUGGGUUUCUAAUUUAUCAACGGAACUAGCAAAGUAAUGAUUAACUAAACUCUCUGCUUCCGUGGAUUCAGAGUAAAAGGAACAAUAUGAUUGGCUUGAGCAAGAAUCCUAAUUCCGCAGCAGCAGAAGUAGCUGUAUCUUCUAUACGGAAACUCCCCUUUCUGUUUGUGUCUGAAUCGUUUCCUUGUCCGAAGAGUUCGAGAAAACCCACGUUUCCUCCUUUAAGAUGUAGACGGAGAACAAAGUUGGAUUUGCUCUGCGAAAAAUUUAGAGUUCAUGCAUCAAAUGCUGGUGUUGGGUCUGGGAGCUAUGGUGGUGGUGAGGAGGAUGGAUCUCAAAGUAGUCCUCUUGAUCAGUCUCAUACCACUUCAGCAGAAAGCUUAAAACCUCGAGGGCCGUUCCCUUACACUUUAUCGAUAGCUCUUGUACUACUGAGUUGCGGUUUGGUGUUCUCUCUAAUCACAUUUGUGAAGGGAGGACCAUCAUCAGUUCUAGCAGCAGUAGCAAAGUCAGGCUUCACAGCAGCCUUCUCACUAAUAUUCGUUUCCGAGAUUGGAGACAAGACUUUUUUCAUUGCUGCUUUGUUGGCUAUGCAGUACGAGAAAACACUGGUUCUUUUAGGUUCAAUGGGAGCUUUAUCUUUGAUGACUAUCUUAUCAGUUGUUAUUGGGAAGAUAUUUCAAUCCGUGCCUGCUCAGUUCCAAACGACACUACCGAUAGGAGAAUAUGCUGCGAUCGCGCUUCUCAUGUUCUUUGGAUUGAAAUCCAUUAAAGAUGCAUGGGACAUUCCACAAGCUGAAGCCAAGAACGGUGAGGAAAGCGGUAAAGAACUUGGUGAAUACACUGAAGCUGAGGAGCUCGUGAAAGAACAGGCGUCCAAAAAGCUCACAAACCCACUUGAGAUCCUCUGGAAAUCAUUCAGCCUCGUGUUCUUUGCGGUAAGAAUCCGUUUACUCUUGUCAAGAACUUGUUUGCUUUUGUCAAGAACCCGUUUGCUUUUGUCAAGAACCCGGUUUUGUCAAGAACCUUGAUGAAACCAUCCACAUUAUGAUAAAUUUUGGUUCUUUUGAACUAAUCAGGAAUGGGGAGAUCGGUCAAUGCUUGCGACUGUCGCGCUUGGUGCUGCACAGUCUCCAUGGGGAGUUGCGAGUGGAGCUAUUGCUGGACACUUAGUGGCAACAUUGCUUGCAAUCAUUGGCGGCGCGUUCCUCGCCAACUAUAUCUCUGAGAAACUGGUGGGAUAUGUAGGUGGAGGACUCUUCUUAGUUUUCGCUGCAGCCACGUUCUUCGGAGUGUUCUGAGUUAAACCGUUAGCCCUAUAGGAGAAGAAGUAGCGGCUGAGGCAAUUCACAAGCCUUACAGUAUUCUAAUGCUUAGUUCUUUAUCAGACCAAAGAAUGUGAGCAAUAAAACACAGACCCUUCUUGAUUGUGCUGUUUGUUGUGUAAAAUCGUAUUCUUUGUAACUGUUUCAACUUUCAACAAUAUGAUCACAAGAAGGAAAAACAUUCUCAUUUAACAAUGGUCUCAUACAUUUUCACACACAUUCAUUCACAUGAUUCUUAGUAUUUCAGAUGGACAAUGAUCCUCAACAGCAUCUCUGCUCCAUCAACAAAGUGUUGCCCCUCAGGGAUCAACGGCCUAACCUCCGCGAACCCGCAAGCGUUUUUGAACCUUCCGGUUCCUCCGGUGACUGAAAGAUGCGACAUGGCGCUUCCGAUCCUAUAGAUUCCAUAGAAAUUGAGAUUGUCAUUGUACUCACCACCUUCAAGCAUAGCUGUAAAAGCCAACAUCUGUGUGCUUCCAUCUGCUGAGCUUGCAACAUAAACCCCCUGAGCCUUACCAAGUGGCUGAGAACCCAAGUCAGGACCUGAUGUGAUUAUGUCAUCAAUCACUGUGAUUGUUCCAAACCCAAGACUUAGACCAUCAGGACCUAACUGUGUCUGAAUCCCAUUUAGAUUCUGACCGGAAAACGCUGUACCGGAUAAACCGGUACCUAGAGGAAUACCGUUGAUACCGUUAACCGUUGGCAUUGCGCCGUUUGCGUUGGGUAUGGCUACACCGUUUUCCGGUGGAACGAAACCGAUCUGCUUAGCAAAUGGGACUUGGCCGUUGUAGAUGUUUCCUAGUAAACCGGUUAUGGGUCUUGCCGUGGGACUGCUUCCGCCGAGUAUAUCGUGCAUGUACAGUUCGAAAAUUGGGUCUUCGGGUACAGGAUCGAGGGCGGUUGUUGCAAUAAAAAAAGAAGCAACUAUGAGAAAGAUUGAUGUUGAAAGUGAGAAUGGUGAAUGUUUCAUUUUAGAGAAUGUUUUUGUUUUUGGGAUUCUUCUUUGUUUUGUUUUGUUUUGCAGGAAUGAGUUGAGU
This is a messenger RNA of Thlaspi arvense, 2540 nucleotides long. Lineage: Eukaryota; Viridiplantae; Streptophyta; Magnoliopsida; Brassicales; Brassicaceae. The record is from the annotation of a GenBank genome assembly.